Molecule: messenger RNA, 3014 nt
Organism: Oncorhynchus mykiss (rainbow trout)
Lineage: Eukaryota; Metazoa; Chordata; Actinopteri; Salmoniformes; Salmonidae
Product: leucine-rich repeat-containing protein 74A
Molecular function (GO): calcium ion binding; protein binding
Source: RefSeq, a predicted model, not a curated record
UCCAAUGUUGUCAACUGUAUUCCAGAGUUCCGCUAUUGGCUCCUUGAUUUGUCGGUAUAUUACGUUUUUGCCGUUGCCGCGACGACGUCACAGCAUCAUUUUGCCUUGUUGCGGCACACAUGCAGUCAGUCCCCUUUCCUAGCGUUUUGCCUCCUCUCCCGCCGAACAUUCCUCCCCUUUUGUGCCUGUGUGUGGAUUGUUGCUGUCACUUCUGUUUGCGGCAGAAUAGAGUGGAAAAAGUCGCUAAAUGAUAUCAAAAUCAUAUAAACGCCAAAGACAGUCUGAAAAGUAGAUGAUUUUGUCGCUAGAAUCAUUUACCAAUAAAAAGUCGAUACCAAUAGCGACAACGUCGCUAAAUUAUCUGGUCUGCUAGCUAUGAUUGUCUUUAAAUUCCUUCAAUAAUCAUACCUCAAUGCAAUGUCCUUGCUAAAUGGAAUCAUUGCGACGUCCCAAAUUGACAUUUUUGAAAUGGUUAGGUAAGGGUAUGGUUUAGGAUAAAAACAUCCCAAGGAUUCCAGGUAGAACUAACCGUGACUGCUGCAACCACCUCAGUGCCCGAUUUGAACAUUUUACUGUAGAUUUAAAGAUGACAGUGACAACAAAUAAAAUGAGUUCAACAACAAGAAAGCUGCUCAUGUAGGAAUAUUUGUAGAAGAUUGUCAUGGUCUGGAACUAGGAAUGCAGCAUUUUGUUUGUGCGUUGUAGGUAAACACUCAAUAGGCCUUCUCUUAGCCUUUCCCUGUGAGUGGUGAAUUCUUUAUGACACACCAUGGUCACUUUAGGAUUGAAUUACAGUUUGGGACAACUCAUGUGGGUAUUUGAUUUCACUGUUGCAACAACAGUUGCUCAGCCCUCACAGAUACCAGUGCAUAAUGUGGGAAGAGCCAAAGUCAUAACGGGAAGUAAAAUACAAAUUCAACAAACAUGUUUUAGACCGGGAGUAUGUGACUGUUAGGACAGAGAAGAUGUCUGUCCUAUCUCUCAAGUCCCUCUGCCUAGCAGAUAAUGACAGUCCAUCCUCUGCAGAAGACCUAGACCUGGAGGAUAAGUGGGAUACAGACCUGGAGGUUGAUGAGGUGAAAAAGACCAGAAAAGACACAUCGACUGCUGAGAUAUACCUGCAGGCCUGCAAGCUGGUCGGGGUGGUUCCUGUCUCCUACUUCCUCCGGAACCUGGGCACCUCCACCAUGAACCUCAACCACCAUGGCCUGGGACCUCCAGGGGGCAAGGCACUAGCCAUCGCCCUGGUGACUGACAUGCACAUCACCAAUCUGGAGUUGGCAGACAACUACCUGCUGGCUGAGGGAGCCAGAUACCUUCUAGAGAUGUUAAAGGCAAAUUUCACCAUUCAGCAUCUGGAUUUGUCCAACAAUCACCUACAGUCUGAAGGGGCUGAGUGCAUUACAAAAAUGUUGCUCGAUAACAUUUCCAUCAAAUCCAUCAAACUUUCAGGGAAUGGAUUCAUAGAGGACGAUGCUAAAAGUUUUGCAGAUGCCCUGGCAAGCAACUACAGAGUGAAGGAGCUGGACUUGAGCCACAAUCAGUUCUGUGGGAGAGGUGGGGAGCAUCUGGGCCAGAUGUUAGCAAACAAUGAAGCUCUGGAGGUACUAGACUUGAGCUGGAACCAUCUGAGAAUGAAAGGAGCUGUGGCUUUCUGUGCCGGCCUCAAGGUGAAUGUGACCCUGAAACACCUGGACCUGUCCUGGAAUGGCUUUGGGAAUGAGGGGGCCUUGGCUUUAGGAGAGGCUCUGAAAUUCAACAACACUCUGGUGUACCUGGACCUCAACAACAACCGCAUCACCAACGAGGGGGUGGGCAUGCUGUGCAAGGGGCUGGAGGCCAACGACACUCUCAGAGCACUGAUGCUGGCUUAUAACUCUCUGACAGUGGAGGGGGCGCUGGCUCUUGUUACUGUGGUCAAGAACACCCCCAAAACUGCUCUAGAGGAGAUCAACAUAUCCAAUGUGUUGGUGAAUGAGAACUUUGUGCAGCUGCUGGAUCUGACAUGCCAGGAGCAUCCCUCUCUAGAGGUGCAGUAUGCAGGGGUCGGGGGCUUUAUUGCUAAGAAACCACCCAAACGCCUUGACCCAAUGAAAGUAAUCCAGGAUUAUCUGGAUGAACGGAAGCUGCGUCUUUGGGACUUCUUUCGGAAAAUCGAUAAAGAUGGGACAAUGCGAGUGCCUGUGGCAGACUUCAGGAAGGCUGUGCAGCAAUCCAACAUCCCCUUGGAUCGAUACCAGAUUGAGGAGUUGAUUCAGAGACUGGAUCGUGAAAGGACAGGGAUGGUAGACUACAGGGGCCUGGCCGACACCAGGAAGCAGAUGAUGCGGGACCACCGGCGGCAGCUGCGUAAGGUGGAGUCCCGUCAGAAGAAAGAGAAGCAGAAGAGCGAGCGCAUCCUGAAGACCUUCCAGAGCGCCGUGGAGGCCAACACCCCCCGCAGCUCCAUGGUUAUGUCCCCAGGGGGCACCAAGGAGGACUCCAGUGGCCCCCAGCACUUCUCUGCCACCCCACUCAGCUCCUGGCACCACAUUGUCAUGUCCAACAGCAGCCGCUACUCUGUCACAAACCUGAGCAGUGAGCACAUCCACCUCCCCAUGCUAGGGGGCAGCACCCACCAACGGCCCACCAGUUCCCCCACCAUGCGCUCCUACUCCCAGCCCAACCUGAUAGAUGACUCCCAACGAUACCCCCAAUCCAAACCCUCCUCGGCCCAGGGGAUGCUCUCUGACUCCAACCCUGAUGUUGACCACACCAAGCUGAGCCCCAAUGCCAACCACCUGACCAGGUCCAGUCCAGCACUGAACUCCAAGCAGCCAGACACUAAAACCAAAACCACCAAAGUGAAGAAAAAAAAGAAACGCGUGGAUAAAACUCCACAUGAACAGAAUCAAACACAAUCAUCAAAGUGACUGCUGCUGCUGUGUCUUACUAUGCAGUAACCGCUCCACUGACCCAUCGUUAUACAGUGGGGCAAAAAAGUAUUUAGUCAGCCACCAAUUGUGCAAGUUCUC